Messenger RNA from Lytechinus pictus (painted urchin), 6344 nucleotides. Its product is annotated as histone-lysine N-methyltransferase MECOM-like. The record is from RefSeq and is a predicted model, not a curated record. Bases 534 to 3710 code for a protein of 1058 amino acids. Lineage: Eukaryota; Metazoa; Echinodermata; Echinoidea; Temnopleuroida; Toxopneustidae. The transcript is spliced from 5 exons.
AGAGAGAGAGAAGGAGAAAGACAACCGUAAUUGUGGGGCCAUCUUGCAGAAAGCAGGAAGUGCCUGUAAUUAUGGUCAAAAACUUUUUUUUCUCUCUUUUCACUCCGAAUCCAAUCUCUCUCUCUCUGAGCCGCACUCUCAGUACACCUUUCUUUGUAUGCCGGGUAUACAGAGAGCUUCGAGUGAGCGGUGAAUAUCUCUUGCCAGGAGUUGAAAAUCAUUACAGGGUUCUGACUGACUGAGCUGCGUAUAAACCCGGCCUUUGAUUGAAGAAGCAGAAGCCCUCGCGGUGGUGUCGUCUGCCUAUCUUCACCGGGGAUCAGCGAGCGGGGAAUCUCUCGGCACUGAAAGCCAGAAGUUGGCCGGUGAUAGCUGCGCUGGUUGGCAGUCCCUUUCCUCAUUCAUCAGUGAUAACUUUUAGAAGUUCAGCGUUGUCUUGGCUUUGCUGGCUGUUCUCCUCUUUAUCUUUCCUUUGGCUUUGAGAGACUUGUUGCAUUAAUUUUUCUCUAUUGGAGCAUCACUUAUUAUUACCAAUGAUCGUGGAUGAGUUUGGGAAAGUGAAGUGCUGGGUCGACGCCAGUGAACCAGGGACAGGAAACUGGAUGAAGUACGUGCGCAGCGCCCCCAAGCUGGAGAAUCAAAACAUGGUGCCAGUACAGGUGGAUGGCAAGGUCUUCUACAAGGCCAUUCAUAACAUAGGCACAGGUGAGGAGUUACUCGUCCUUAAAGAUGCAGCCUUUCCUGACCAAGAAGGAAACCCAAUACAAAUCAUAGAAGAGAAGCAGUAUGAAUGUGAAGAGUGUCAAAACACUUUCAGGUCAAAGGUCGCGCUGAGGAGACACCAGAAGUACGCUUGUAACAACGCCAACGCCAUUUUCUCCACUCUCAAUCAGGAGUUCAAAGCCAAUGCAGCAAUGGAGACUACCUUGCCAGUGACUGACGAGAGUCGUGCAAAUUCCAUGUCAGAGUGUUCAGACGAAAAACAGGAAGAGGUUGAAAGCAGACCCAACGAAGAGUUUUCUUGCAACGAAUGUGGUCGCACCUUUCACUGGAAAUCAGAUCUUAUCAAGCAUCAGGCGACCCAUUUCGGCGACAGGAUGUACCCUUGCGAGAACUGUGGAAAGUGUUUCUCCGAUCCCAGCAACCUACACCGCCACAUCCGCUCGCAGCACGAGGGUGCCAGAAGCCAUCCGUGCCCAGAGUGUGGCAAGACUUUUGCGACAUCCAGUGGCUUGAAGCAACACACGCACAUCCAUAGCAGCAUCAAGCCGUUCACCUGCGAGGUAUGCUUGAAGUCCUACACGCAGUUUUCCAACCUCUGCCGACACAAACGCAUGCACGCCAACUGCCGCACCCAACUCAAGUGUGCCACGUGUGGCCAGACGUUCUCGACGGUAACCUCGUUGAACAAGCACCGCCGUUUUUGCCACAAUGCUCAGGUUUUCAACAGCCAGUUGAACACCUCGAUCAACAGCCCUCACAACAAUCCGAGCUCGGGUGUCCUCUUGCGCGGUAACGCCCCUCUCCUUGGGAUGCCACCCUCUAGCGCCCUCUAUCAGGCUGGUCUUGCACAGAUGUGGAAUGCGAAUCUGCAACUCUCCCAACAGGCCCUGAUGCAGAACAACCUACUUUCUGGUUCCGGCAAUAGCAACGGUGUUAUCAGGGGACCAUAUCCUCUAACUUACCCAUCUCUUGCAGCCCACCCUUCACUCUUGACAGGAAACCUGACACCUUCGGCCCUUGCAUCAGCCUCAGAGAGUACCAACAAGAAUGCCAAAGGGAUGUCAACAGAGGAAUGGCUGCAACACUACACGUUGGGCGCAGGAAGGGGCAGAGAGGGUAAGGACCAGACUAGGAAGAUCAAGACGGAGAGAGAAGAUAGUGAAGAGAGUGAAGCCUCGGUCAGCACUCCAUGUGGAAGUGAGUUGGACUGCAGCUCCUACAGUGAUGUUGAGAGUGAAGCAGAUAUGGAAGUCACAAAGGCCAGAAGAGUGGCUGACUUUGUCAAGAAAGAAAUACCAGAGGACGAAUGUAUGAAUGAAAGUGGAAAGAUAUCACCUGCAGCAAUCGAAUCAUCCUUACAGAGGAAUGGUAGCAGUGAACCCAUCAAAGCCAUUGCAUCCAUAGCAGAUAGAUUCUUCAGUGCAAAUUCGGCCGGUGUAGGUUAUGGUCUCCUUAAGAUGAAUCCCAUAUCAAGGUUAGGCAGCAAUCACUCCCCUCCAGCGUUCAAGAAGAUAGACAGUCCAGUCAAGAAACUAGAGCAAACCUUUGACCCAACCAAGAAUCUACUGAAACCCCACAAGCCUGAAGAAAGGAAAGUAGAUGAGCAACCAUUGGACCUGAGUGUCCCAAGACCAAAGACCAAAUCCGCUGAUCUUCCAGACAAAGAAGAAAGUCACUUGAGGAGACCACAUAUUUUUGGUAUCCCUUCUUCGCUCAUUAGCAAAACAGCAGACAUCCCUGUCAGUGUGGCCUUCUCUUAUCCAGGAUCACUUCCUUUGACCAUGGACCCAAUCUACAGGGUUCAGAACGGCCAUGGACCCCCUCCAGAUAAGUACCAACGGAUGGAGAAUGGAGAGAAAGUUCCUGCUGUCCCUAUUCCACUACCUCAUUUCCCUCCAAUGCCGAAAAUUGAUUUUUAUGCUGCAAAUAAGAAUCUAAUGAAGUUCAGGGGUCUCCCAUCUCACCAAGCCUAUGCUUUGAACAGCACCAUGAUGUAUUCAGGGUCCAGUCCAUCGGACAAGAUGGUCAUUCGCAGCAAGGAUCGCUACACCUGCAAGUACUGCGGCAAGCUUUUCCCUCGAUCGGCCAACCUCACUCGGCAUCUGCGCACUCACACGGGAGAGCAGCCCUACUCUUGCAAAUACUGUGACCGAUCCUUCAGCAUCUCCUCCAAUCUUCAACGCCACGUCCGCAACAUCCACAACAAGGAGAAACCCUUCAAGUGUCCUCUCUGUGAUCGUUGCUUUGGCCAGCAGACCAACCUUGACCGCCACCUCAAGAAACACGAGAGCGAAGAUUUCUCGGGAGAUUCUCAGACGCCAGAGAAGAUAAACGGUGAAGAUAGACCACUCCCCUUGAAGAAAAGUGGUGAUUGGUCCGAUGAGCUCAGCGAGAAAGACGAGGCCUACUUCACUGAAAUAAAAAACUUCAUUGGAGUAGCGGAGAUGAAAGCUCGACGGGAUCUCAUGCUGAGAGAACAAGAGGAGAAGAUGGCAAUUGACAGGAGCAAAGACAACAUUGCAAAAGAGGAGGGUGGCCAUCUAGAAAGGGAGUGUGAUGAGGGUGAACCAGAAGAGGAGAAGCAGCGACGAGAGAUGAAGCUCAAGUUGAAGCUUCCAUUCCAAGAAUCUGCUGACCAUUCCAAAGUAAUGAUGGAAACAGACCUUUACCGUGACGACGAGGACGACAGUAUCCCUCGUACUCCGGACUCCGAGCAAGACAUGCAGUCAGAAGAUGCCAUGUCUGUGUCAGAGUACCAAGACGAUGAUGACAAAGAUGAUGAUGCGUCUUCGACAGCCCGGCCGGAUAGCUUGGGAGGAGAUGACGAGACUGGAGACCUUGAUAGGUCGCAGAUAAAUGGACGACACUCAAAACUCCAGGCGUAUUCUCUUAUGAUGGCUCUGUCAGAAGAGGAGCGUAAGAAGAACAUUCUAUCCAAGGGACAACCACUACUCUGCCCUCCCCAACAUACAGCUGCCGUUAUUUAAAAUCAUCUCUGAUGUUGCUCCUCUUAAUAAUAAAACCUAAUUCCUUUCCAUAAAAUUUUGAUAUUCUUUGUUUGCUUGAAAAGCACCUAUUCCCAAAAUUCAAAAAAUAUUUAUAUAAGAAAAAAUAACUGAACUUGUGUAAUAGAUAUUUAAGUUAAUGACUAUCCUGUACAAAGACAGGUGACUCUUCUACAUUUCUGAACUCAACCAGAUGAUAAAAUCUGGCAGGUUAUUCAUGAAGCUUUUCUUGAGUUACGAAUAACUACAGAUGGCUGGUGAUCCUUUCUUUGCGGUACACAAUAUGCCCCUAUGUAGCUGACUCAGCACCUAAGAACAUGCUCCAGCCUUGCUCAACUUCAGGAACAGGUUUGUGAAACCGCCACCAGGCUCAUUGAUGUUGGGCUCUGAUAUGUCAUUAGUGUAUGACGUUAUUAGCAAUUCUGUCGCAGUACGGCAGUAUUACUGAGCCAGUUUACAUUAGGUUUACCCGGUUUAUUAUGUUUACCAGGACAGGAUACCUUGUGUGCACUACUUCCAGUUAUAAAAGUAUCAGAUAAAUAUAACAAGUUUAACAAGUGAAUUCAUGUUGUUUAAAAGGAUGAAUGAAAUUUAGAUAUUACAAUUAUCUGCUUUCAGUGUUGAUUCUCAACUCAAUGAUUUUUUUAAAAUGAAAUUGCAUAUAACUGAUUGAUUGUAUUCAAUAAAUGUCAUCAAAUAGCAUGUUGAUCACCAUAACCCAUUGUGGUACCUCUACUAAAUAAUUGCUGUCUUUUAUUGAAAUAUCAUUGGCUGAAUAAUAAAACUGAAAUGGGGGUGUUUUUGCAAACAGUUUUUUAAGUGAAAUAAUGCUUUAGGCUGAUUAAUUCCCAUAUUUUAGAUUAUAGUAAAUCUAUAACAGGUUAUAUCUAGACGAAGCUGAUUGGACUCACGUAAGGAGAUUUUGGUGUGGAUACGGAACAUUUAACGUCACUUACCUUUUUUUUUUAGUUCAAAUAUUAACCACGUCCUUUGCAUGAGACAUAAUGAUCGUGCUCAUUUUUAAUCCGAGAGAUGGUAUUCAAUAUAGUUUUCAUUUUUACAAUGAAAGUGUUCGUUUUUUGCCAAUGCAGGUCACAAUAUAUUUAUAUUAAUUAAUAUAAAUUCACAAAGGCUAUAAUAAGCCUCAUAUAGUGUUUGACAAUCAGAUUUGUGUAUUCAAAGUAAUGAAGAGAUUUUGUAUCCAAAAGUGCACUCUCCGACAUUUUGUUCUUUGUGGUGAAUGUAGCAUCUACUAUAUUUAUGGAAAAUUGUAAAUAGGAAUCUAAUGACAGAUUUUGCCAUGUUCAUUGUUUCUACUGUAUAUAUUUACUAUUUAUUAGGAAGGAGAAUGAUUAGCAUUUGCAAAUGGAUGAUUCUUUGUGUUUGUAUGUUUAAGGGAAAUGUCGCUGUAUUGCCAAUUUGACCAUCUCUACUGAUACUGAUCGUGCCAAAUGAAUCAAAAUGAAAUACGACUAACCCCCUUCUAAAGUUCUAAUGUAAGGUGACAUAUUCCAAUGAAUUAUGAAAGAAAGUCUAUUUGAGGGAAACAUAUUAUAGGGAGAAUAUAUUGUAGUUCACUUAUAGCUGAAAUGUAUUCAAAAGUGCUCUUUGAGACAUAUAAAAUGAAAAGUGCCUUUCCAGAUGUUGCUUUCUUGUCGAAUUAGGGAAAAUGAUUUUUACGAAUCUAGGAAUACUGGACUGCCCAUGAAUAUUUCUUCAAAGUAUUCAGAUAUAACAAAAUUUAAUGCAACUUAUCAGGUUGUAUUGAAAAAAAAAUGCAGAUUGACAAUCUGAUCUUCUCUAGCUGAAAAAAAAGUGUUCACUAUUUGAUAUAAAUUAUUGAUUUCAUUUUUUUUUGUGUUAAAUGAAAAGGCUUUGUGAUGCUUAAUUAUUUAAAAUUGUACAGGAAUACAAUGAAUGUAUUUUCAAACAUUUCCUGUAGUUAACGAGCAGAAUUAAAAGAAUUCAUUUUUAUUUCCCCUAGGAGGAGUUUAAGAGCUGUUAUGUUAGGAGGUAAGUUUGAAAUGAAAGAGCCAUAUUUCCCAAAGUGAUAUGAUUUCAUCAAGUGAAAAUGAGAUAGAGAGAGACUCUGUUUGUCUGUCGUUCUACUUGUCACUUCUGUGUGAAAACUCAAGAAAGCUAGAAAUCAGAAUUUUACUUGAUUGAAAAAAAAAUCAAAGCACUUUACAUAGAAUUCUUACAUUUAUUAAGUUUUAUUCAUUAUAAAGAUAAGUAAAUAAUCUAAGUAUGGAAAAGAAAUGGUUACAAAAUCUGCUUUUUAAUCAAAUAGCAUGAUAUUGCAUUUAGUAUCUAACACUUAUGAUAAUGAAUAUUAAUUACACAUAUGCCAAACAAAUUAUCUGAAGUUUCCCUUAUUCAUUAUUGUUAUGAAAGAAAGCCAUUGUAAAAGUAUUUUCUAAUGGAUGGUUCACUGGUCUUGCCUUCAUGUGUUGUGUUUUAUUUUUUAUUUAUUCAUACGACUUUUCCCUAUGAAAAUAACAGUAAAUAGGUCAAAGAAUUUUGACACUGUGGGCUGAUAUAGGUUGUGCUUACACGUAGUAUUUAAUAUGUGACAGAAUGCCGCUGUUUUGACGAAACAGAAGUUACUUAUAAUGG